CUAUAAAUAUGGUGUGUACCCAACACAUUAAAUUAAUUCAUCAUCCACACACAUCCAAGAAAUAACAUAUAUAAUCUACAAUAAUAUAUAUACAUACACACACAAUAUAUAUAUAGUGGCAAUUAAGUAAGUAAAAUGUUGUCAUCAACAACAGAUCUGCAGCCACUGGUAAUUAGCAAAGUGAUUGAUGAAGUAGUUGAUAACUUCACCACGACUGUGAAAAUGUCUGUGAUGUACAAGUCAAACCAGCGGGUCAACAAUGGCCAUGAACUCUUCCCUUCCACACUCACCUCUAAACCUAGGGUUGUGGUUCAUGGUGGUGAUAUGAAAACAUUUUAUACCCUGGUAAUUAACGACCCCGAUGCACCUGGUCCAAGUGAUCCAUACCUGAGGGAGCACUUGCACUGGAUAAUCACAGAUAUUCCAGGCACAACUGAUUCCUCAUACGGGAAAGAAGUAGUGAGCUACGAAAUGCCGAGGCCAAACAUAGGGAUACAUAGAAUCGUGUUUGUGUUGUUCAAGCAGAAGAAGAAGCGACUUUGCCACGUCAUCACUCCACCACCAUGCAGGGAUGGUUUUAAGACAAGAUUAUUUGCUGACCAAUACGAGUUAGGCUUACCAGUUGCCGCCGUCUUCUUUAACUGCCAGCGCGAAUCCGCCGCCAGGAGGCGCUGAUAUAUGAUCAUGGAAUAUUCCGUUUUGCAUGUAGAUUCUCCGUCAGCCUUUUCCAAUAAGGAUGUUUGUACCUAUUAAUUAAUUAAAUUAAUUAAAUAUGGGUAAAAUUCAACUGUUAUCUCUGACUGGAGACCAAUCCCCAAGCAUACAUUACUUGUCAUAGAUACAGUUGAAUAAGUACUACUUGUACUGCAUCUGUUAGAGAGCAUAAAAAAAAUCUGCCA
Molecule: messenger RNA, 899 nt
Organism: Erythranthe guttata (spotted monkey flower)
Lineage: Eukaryota; Viridiplantae; Streptophyta; Magnoliopsida; Lamiales; Phrymaceae
Source: RefSeq, a predicted model, not a curated record